AUGGCGCCCAUCAAAUCCUGGCUCGCCAUCCCCGCCGACAGCGACUUCUCCCUGUCCAACAUCCCAUUCGGCAUCAUCACCUCUCGCGAAUCUCGGGAUCGAAAGAGACCAGCGGUAGCCAUUGGCGACCACGUCCUCGAUCUGCUGGCAUUCUCGCAAAGAAAUGGCUUUGCGGGAUCUUCGUUUGAAAAACAUAUCGAUGUCUUCUCAGAGCCCACCCUGAAUGCAUUCGCUGCACUGGGGAGACCGGUACACAGAGAAGUACGAGCAUAUCUGCAAGAUGUGUUCUCGGAAACUGGGAAGCAUGCCGGCGUGCUGAGGGACAACGAGGAGCUGAGGACUGCUGCGCUGUUGAACAAGGAGGAUACCAAGACGCAGUUGCCGAUGCAGAUUGGUGACUAUACGGAUUUCUUUGCUGGUAUCAACCAUGCUUUCAACGUCGGCACCAUGUUCCGCGGCCCAGCCAAUGCCCUCCAACCAAACUAUACCCACCUCCCCGUCGGCUACCACGGCCGGGCCUCGUCCGUCGUCGUCUCCGGGACGCCCAUCACGCGGCCAAACGGUCAGAUCUUGCUGGACCCAGCCGCGAAUCCCAAGAUUCCGAUCUUCGGGCCCUGCCGGCGCCUCGACAUUGAGCUCGAGCUUGGCUGCUUCCUCUGCAAGGGCAACGCGCUCGGCACCCCCAUUCGCAUUGCCGACGCCGAGUCCCAUAUAUUCGGGUACGUCCUGAUGAACGACUGGAGCGCCCGCGACAUUCAGACGUGGGAGUACGUUCCGCUGGGCCCGUUCAACGCCAAGAACUUUGGGACGACGGUCAGCGCGUGGGUGGUGCUCGCGGACGCGCUGGAGCCGUUCCGCGUCAAGACCUUGGACAACGUAACGGAAGUGCUGCCGCAUCUGAAGGGGAGCGAGCCGGCUACGGUAUUCGAUAUAAGGCUGGAGGUCGACUUGACAACGCCGGAAGGGGCCACGACGACCAUUUCGAAAGUCAGCGGAAAGAAUCUGCUGUGGAGCUUUCCGCAAAUGCUGGCGCACCAUUCUUCGGGCGGGUGUCCGAUGGCGGUAGGCGAUUUGCUGGGCAGCGGCACAAUCAGUGGCAAAAGCGAAGAUCGGAGUGAUCUGGGCAGUAUGCUAGAGAUGACCCAAGCUGGAAAACAAGAGAUCCAGCUCGCGGGGAUGGAUACGCGGAAAUUUCUGAAAGACGGCGAUGAGGUUGUUAUUCGCGGAAGCUGCGGCGAAGCUGGCGAGAAGAUUGGCUUUGGUACUUGCGAAGGAAAAGUCCAUAGCGCGCCCGUCUUUUGA
Molecule: messenger RNA, 1302 nt
Organism: Drepanopeziza brunnea f. sp. 'multigermtubi' MB_m1
Lineage: Eukaryota; Fungi; Ascomycota; Leotiomycetes; Helotiales; Drepanopezizaceae
Biological process (GO): L-tyrosine catabolic process; homogentisate catabolic process; L-phenylalanine catabolic process
Molecular function (GO): fumarylacetoacetase activity
Source: RefSeq, a predicted model, not a curated record